AUGGCUCAAAUCUACACAGAGUUUACAGAUGAGUUAGCUAAAGCUGUUGAUCAAGUUUGUUCGCCUUUAUAUACACAAUUGUUCGAAAAAGUGGCUAAAGAACAACCAGAUUUUCUUUCAAAUGAUGAACGUACUAUACUUAAAUAUUAUCCCAACCAAAUAGGCUGGUAUGCAGGUAAUCGCCGCCAGGAGAUAGUUGAACGUAUUCGACGUACUCACCUCAAAUGGUUCAAUAGUUGGCUGAGUGAGCAAUAUACUGGCUUGCCACCAUAUGUCUCAUGGGGUUCAGUUAUGUGUGAACUCAUGCUACAUACUACAAACUUAUUCUUUCGAUUAGAUCUCGAUGACAUAAUUACUAGUGAUGAAACGCGAAACGCAUGUCAACAAAUCGCCGAUACGAUUAAACAUAUUUUAUUGUCCAUCGCCAAAUCGAAUCCUGUAACCAUCGAUCCAGCUGCUAUUCCUCUUGUUCAAGAUCUUCUUCUAAUUCUUUUCUAUUUUACUCUGGAUCGUGAACUUGUUAUUUAUCUUAAAAGUCUUGAAUUAGUCAAUGUCAUGAAUGUUUUUUUGCGAACAUCAAACAAUGAUGAUGAAAUUCAUUUACAAGCCUAUCGAAUUCUUGCAGAUACUAUUGAUGCUGGUUUUUCUUAUCAAGCUCGCUUACACAAUAGUCUUCGAAGUCUUAAAGUACUGACACAGCAUGAUCAAAUUCGAGAAGAAUUGAUCAAACAAGAAGGUCAUUCUCUUUUUCUUCGAUGUGCUGUUGAAGAACAAUUCAAUCCAAUCAAAGCUAAACUUCCUGCACUUGAGAUUCUUCUUGCACUGGUCUUCAACAAAGAUUUUGCUGCUAUGCUCAACGGCAACACCACUUUCAUGAAUCAUAUUCGAAUAUUAACUUCAUCAUCACAACAGGAACUACAACUAAUAGCUACUGCAUUGAUAUGGAAAUUAGAAAAAGAACAAGAAACAAUACCUAAAACAAUUCAAGAACAACCUUCUUCAAUCUCUUCACCGAUCAUAAUCAAAAAGCAAUAUGAUAUCAUGAUAAGCUACUCACAUAAUGAUAAAGAACUUUGUCAUCGCAUUCUAAAUUCUCUCGAGAAAGAUCAAUUACGUGUUUGGAUUGAUUCUCAGUUGAUGCAUGGUGCUACAUUUGAUGCUAUGGCUAAAGCUAUAGAGAAUUCAGAAUUUGUACUUGUUUGUAUGUCUGAUGCUUACAAGCAGAGUCCAUUCUGUGAAAUGGAAGCUAGUUAUGCAGUUAAACGUCGAUGUAAUAUUAUUCCAUUAGUUAUGACAGCCAACUACAAAGCUGAUGGUUGGCUUGGAGUAUUAACAUCAGCAUUAAUUUAUGUUGAUUUUCCAAAACUUGGAUUCGAUAAAGCUUAUCAAGAGCUGAAGAAACAGAUUGGAUUAUUUCGAAUGAAGACUUCAAAAACGUGUUCCAGUUGUACUUUGAGUUGUCUAGUUCCAAGUAUACUUUUGUUUUCACUUAUACUCGUACUUAGAAGUAUGAAAAAAGUAGUUGAUGUUUUUGCUUGCUUUAUUAGUAUGACACACUUCGUAUUUAAAGUUGACUAG
This is a messenger RNA of Rotaria sp. Silwood1, 1578 nucleotides long. The record is from the annotation of a GenBank genome assembly. NCBI's taxonomy places the organism in Eukaryota, Metazoa, Rotifera, Eurotatoria, Philodinida, Philodinidae.